Molecule: messenger RNA, 1939 nt
Organism: Xylona heveae TC161
Lineage: Eukaryota; Fungi; Ascomycota; Xylonomycetes; Xylonales; Xylonaceae
Product: WD40 repeat-like protein
Exons: 3
Coding region: 77-1762 (561 amino acids)
Biological process (GO): rRNA processing
Cellular component (GO): nucleus
Molecular function (GO): protein binding
Source: RefSeq, a predicted model, not a curated record
UGCAAAAUAAUUGUCGGUUCCAGCAACAAAAGUCUCAACGCUGGACGCUGUUUGACGGUAAUAAAUUUAGCCCGUCAUGUCCAUGAUUACUGCAACCACUUGGGUGCCGCGGGGCUUUGCGGCACCUUUCCCCACAAAAUACGAUUUUAACGAAGAAGAAUUCGAACGGAUAUCUAAGCUCGCAAAGUUGCAACUCGAUGACGCCAAAGAUGAUCUAAAGGAGGCGCAGAAGCCGUCCAAAGAUGAAGAUGAGGAUGAAGAAAGCGAGAAUGAGAUGAAGGACGAUGUGCCUGCUGAGGGCAAGUCAAAAUCUGGAAACGCCGCCUCGUCAGACAAGAUUGAUGUCAAUGACGAUGUCCUCAAAGAAUUUGACUUGGAGCAUUACGACGAUGACGAUUCCGAGGAUGAAGACGCUGGCGAUCCAAUGUCCCAAUUCGGUAACGUUCGGUCACUCGCAUAUCACGACUCGAAUGAAGAAGACCCGUACAUUACUCUCAAGGAGAAUGAAGAGGAGAAUGAGGAGCGCGAGGACCUCCAGAUUCUUGGAAACGACAACCUGGUGCUGGCUGCCAAGGUUGAGGAUGAAAUUGCCCACUUGGAAGUGUACGUCUACGAGGACGAAGCCGACAACCUUUACGUACACCACGACAUAAUGCUUCCAGCUAUUCCUCUCUGCGUCGAAUGGCUCGAUAUGCCCGUUGGCAAGGAAGGUGAUGGAUCAGACGCACGAGGAAACACCGUCGCAAUCGGCACAUUUGACCCGGACAUUGAAGUCUGGGACCUUGACACGGUCGAUCAGAUGUACCCAAAUGCCAUCCUGGGUCAAGGCGCCGAGGAGGCCAACCCAGAAGCCGCCACAGCCGGCUCAAAGAAGGACAAGAAAAAGAAGAAGAAGGGCAAGAAGGUUGCAAACGACAACUAUCACGUCGACUCGGUUCUUGCACUAGCCGGAAACCGACAACACCGAAACCUUCUGGCCUCUGGAUCUGCCGACAAGACUGUUAAGCUCUGGGACCUCAACACCGCCAAGUGCGCUAAGUCAUACUCCUACCAUACGGACAAGGUCUGCUCGCUGGCAUGGCACCCGCGCGAGAGCACAGUGCUGUUGAGCGGUAGCUACGACCGUACUGUGGUCGCGGCAGACAUGCGCGCGCCCGACGCCAAGGCUCCCCGCUGGGGUGUCGAGAGUGACGUCGAGAGCGUGCAGUGGGACCCCCACGACCCCAACUAUUUCUACAUCUCUACCGAAGCCGGCAUCAUCCACUACCACGACGCCCGAAACCUUCCCUCUAGUCCCGCCGCUUCCAAGCCUGUCUGGACACUUCAGGCCCACGAUGAGUCUGUGUCCUCAUUCGACGUCAACCCCAUUAUCCCCGGCUACCUUGUGACUGGCUCGACCGACAAGACUGUCAAGCUCUGGAAUGUUCAAUCAUCCGGCGGCGGCCCCAGCAUGGUCGUAUCGCGGGAGCUCGGUGUCGGCAAGGUCUUCUCGACCAAGUUUGCUCCCGAUACCGAAGUCGGUUUCCGUCUCGCCGUGGCUGGCAGCAAAGGCGUCGUGCAAAUCUGGGAUACUUCUACUAAUGCGGCAGUGAGAAGAGUCUUUGCCGAGCGUGUCCCUGCUGCGACGGAAGGUGCUGAGGUCAAGGAGCGAACUGUUGGCGUGACAGAAGAUCAGGAAAGCAGCGAUGAUGAUGAUGACGAGGACUCGGACGAAGAUGGCGAGGGCAAUCCCGAUGGAUGGGAGUCCAUGGAUGAGGAUUAGUUUAUCGCUAGCCAAAACGGGGGUUUGAUUUCAACGGUCUAUAAAAGUUGUCUCUGUUAGUUUCUACGUUGGGAUGUUUCAUUCAUAUUAGUAAAAGGUUCUGCAUAUGUGGAGUAAUAUUUUACCUCUAGAAUUUGGUAGAUAAUAUACCAUUUUCCACUUGUGUUUGUUUACAGG